UUUUUUCCGUCCAUUCAGACAAUAAACAUUUUGACACUUUUCUUGUUUUUGGUACGUUUAGUUUCUUGCGGAGUUAAGAGUGUUAUUCAUAGAUUUUUUUUAGAAGAAUCGUUCGCCCCCGCCGCCACCCUGAAGUUCAUUGUUAUUAUCUUGGCCGCCGGAAUGGUGGCCUUCAUCGGAGCGGUUAUCUGCAUCAUCGCAGCCGUCCACACCGGAUCCUCCAGAGCUGCCGCGGCGCAACACCAACCAGCAACCGACAACCACUCGGUGUAUCCGGACUCUGCAGCGCAGACCCCCGCUGCAGGGGGCUCCGUGGCCCGGGCCGGAUCGUUGGGAGCUCUCCAUGGUUCUGAAACGCCCGAUUCAGAAGCACCAACCUUCAACGUCGGGCUCGGCGGGCUGGACGGAGUCACUGGACUCACUGGACAUGACCCAACCGUCAGUCGACUCAUCUGCACGCCGAUCCCCGCGGGGGAGUGCAACCCGAAAAACUUUCAGCAACAAGCGGAAGACCCGUCGCUGUACGCGGGGGAAGAUUGGGGCUACCUCCGCACCACCGCGGAGGAGCUCCGGCAGACAGUCCUGCAGCAGAAGGACCAGAUAUUAACAGACCAGCGGACCAUCAGAGAGCUGACGGGGAAACUGUCCGAGUGCGAGAAGGGGCUGGACGGCAGGAGCAGCAACGCCGACAGACGUGGGAGCGCCGCUGGGCUGUUGGGAGGAAAAAGCACCGACGAAGGGACCCACCUGGAGAGGAUCAUGGUGCGGGACAGUCCGGCUUCGACGCCCGACAGUGUCCACUUGCUCACCGUCAGGGCUGUGGAUGAACUGGAGCAGGCUAUCACUCAGCUCAAAGACCGCAUAGAGAAGCUGGAGUCAGACAUUGGCCCAUUCCCUCACAACCAGACGGACAGCAACACCUCAGGAGUGCCAGAGGAAGGCGGGAUGUCUGGCAGCCCAGAAGGGUUGGCUGAUCGUGGGCCCAGAGCUGGUGCUGACAGGCCCUGGAGGAUGGAAGACUUUGAGGGGGAGCUAGAAAGGAAGGUGGAGCUGCUGGACAGAGAGAGAAAAGCCCUGAGGCUGGCAACAGAGAAACACAGACAGGAAAUUGACCGGGGCAUCAAUAAACUACACCACCGAAUCUCAGGACUGGAAGUAGGUAUCUCAGGCCAUUCUUUCCCAGAGGGUUACAGACUUUCCUUCCCAACUCGGACAAACUACAUGUACGCUGUUGUGAAGCACUCCAUCCCGAUGCUGCGGGCCUUCACAGUCUGCCUGUGGUUGCGACCAGCGGAGGGAGGAAUCGGGACACCUCUGUCUUAUGCUGUUCCUGCACAACCCAAUGAACUGGUGCUGCUGCAAGGUCUGCACACUCCCGCUGAGCUGCUCAUAAAUGACAAGGUGGCGCAGCUGCCGCUAAACCUCUCCAGAGGCAGCUGGCAACACAUCUGUGUGAGCUGGAGCCAGAAGGGAGGAGCCUGGCAGGCCUAUCAGGGUGGAAAGCUGAGGGGCGAGGGUCAUGCACUGGCAGCCGGUCAUCACAUCAGACCUGAAGGAGUGCUCGUGCUGGGCCAGGAACAGGAUUCCCUGGGUGGAGGGUUUGACUCAUCCCAGGCCCUGGUUGGAGAGUUGUCCCAGGUGGGUCUUUGGGAUAGGGUCCUGUCUUCAAGCCAGGUGGCCAGCUUGGCCCGCUGUGGCAAAGUAACCCAUGGCAGUGUGGCCCCCUGGACCGAGAAUGGAGUUGAGGUUUAUGGUGGAGCAACCAAGGACCCAGGAGAGCCUUGUAGUAAACACAACAGAAGCUCUCAAUGACUGAAUAUGGAAACACUUUAAGAAAAGUGGAAGUGAACGUGUGUGU
Scatophagus argus is the source of this 1858-nucleotide messenger RNA. RefSeq names its product chromobox homolog 6b (gene cbx6b). The transcript is spliced from 5 exons. Lineage: Eukaryota; Metazoa; Chordata; Actinopteri; Scatophagidae. The record is from RefSeq and is a predicted model, not a curated record. The annotation marks the transcript as partial.